This is a messenger RNA of Oryza brachyantha (malo sina), 3637 nucleotides long. RefSeq names its product probable LRR receptor-like serine/threonine-protein kinase At3g47570. The coding region runs from base 1 to 3198 and encodes 1065 amino acids. The record is from RefSeq and is a predicted model, not a curated record. The transcript is spliced from 2 exons. Gene Ontology annotation, biological process: protein phosphorylation. Gene Ontology annotation, molecular function: receptor serine/threonine kinase binding; protein kinase activity; ATP binding. Lineage: Eukaryota; Viridiplantae; Streptophyta; Magnoliopsida; Poales; Poaceae.
AUGGCAUGUGCACCUAUGCACAAUCUUGCUCCUCUAGUUGCAGUGGCAGCAGUCUUCUUCUCGCUGACAGCAUUAGCCGAUGAAUCCGACACCAGCCGGGAGGCUCUCCUUUGCCUCAAAUCUCACCUGUCAAGCCCAAACGGAGCUGCCGCCUUCGCCACAUGGAACAGCACCUCGCCGGACUUCUGCUCCUGGAACGGCGUCACCUGCUCCAACCAGUCCCAGUCCCAGCCUCGCGUGGUGGUGGCGCUGGACAUCGAGGCGCAGGGCCUCGCCGGAGAGAUCCCGGCGUGCAUAGCCAACCUCUCCUCCCUUGCGAGAAUCCACCUGCCAAGCAAUGGCCUUUCCGGCGGCAUCACGCCGGAGCUUGGCCGGCUGGCCGAGCUCCGGUACCUCAACCUCAGCUUCAACGGGAUCGGCGGCGAGAUCCCACCCGGCCUCGGUACGCUUCGCAGACUUCUGUCCCUAGACUUGAGCAGCAACAACCUUCAUGGUGAGAUUCCAUUGCUGCUGGCAAAUGCGUCCUCACUUCGCUAUCUUUCCCUGAAGAACAAUAGCCUCUCUGGGAGCAUUCCUGCUGCACUUCUGAACAGCUUCACUGUCAGAGAAAUAUACCUUCGGAAGAACAAUCUUUCUGGUUCAAUUCCACCCGUCACACGGUUCAAUUCACAGAUCACCUAUCUUGAUCUCACAGGAAAUAGCCUGUCAGGAAGCAUACCACCAUCCUUAGGAAAUCUCUCGUCGCUUACAGCACUUUUAGCUGCACAAAACCAGUUGAAGGGUAGCAUACCUGAUUUCAGUAAACUGUCUGUCCUGCAAUUUCUUGACCUCUCCUACAAUGGUCUCUCUGGAACUGUGCAUCCCUCGGUUUACAACUUGUCGUCGAUCAGUUUUCUCGGUUUGGCCAACAACAAUCUUAAGGGGUCAUUACCUCCUGAUCUAGGAAACACACUUCGCAACAUCCAAGUGCUCAUGAUGUCUACCAAUCAUUUUGUGGGAGAAAUCCCUGGAUCUCUGGCAAAUGCGUCCAGCAUGCAAUUCCUGUAUCUGGCCGACAACUCUUUGACAGGGCUCAUACCUUCUUUCAGCUUGAUGUCAGAUUUGCAGGUUCUCAUGUUGUACUCAAACCAGUUGGAAGCUGGAGACUGGACGUUUCUGUCCUCGUUGAAAAAUUGUUCCAAACUUCUGAAACUGAACUUUGGUGAAAAUAACUUACGUGGGGACUUGCCUAGAUCUGUCGCUGACCUGCCGAAAACAUUAAAUUCACUCGUUCUCCAGUCAAAUUACAUAUCUGGCACCAUCCCCUUGGAGAUUCGAAACCUAUCUAGAAUAUCCCUACUUUAUCUCGAUAAAAAUCUGCUGACAGGGAGCAUACCUCAUACUCUUGGCCAACUAAACAAUCUUGUUGUCCUUAGCCUUUCACAGAACAAAUUUUCUGGAGAAAUACCACAAUCCAUCGGUAACUUGAGUCAGUUGGCUGAACUUUAUUUAUCAGAUAAUCAGCUGAGUGGAAGCAUACCUACAAGUUUAGCAAGGUGCCAACAAUUGUUGGCAUUGAACCUUUCAUGUAAUGCCCUUACUGGAAGCAUAAACGGAGACAUGUUUCGCAAGCUGAGUCAAUUGAGUUGGCUACUUGACUUAUCACACAACCAAUUCACAAACUCCAUACCACUAGAACUUGGUAGCCUGAUAAAUCUUGCUUCUUUGAACAUCUCCCACAACAAACUCACAGGCAAGAUCCCAUCUUCACUUGGUGCUUGUGUCCGGUUGGAAUCACUUCGUGUUGGAGGCAACCUCCUAGAAGGAAGUAUUCCUCAAUCAUUAGCAAACAUCAGAGGCACAAAAGUUCUAGAUUUCUCCCAGAACAAUUUGUCUGGUGCAAUACCGGAUUUCUUUGGGACUUUCACCUCAUUACAGUAUCUAAAUAUGUCAUACAACAACUUUGAGGGACCAGUUCCCGUAGGAGGAAUUUUUGCUGACAGAGAUAAGUUUUUUGUCCAAGGAAAUCCACACCUAUGCACCAAUGUUCCAAUGGAAGAGUUGAAUAUGUGCUAUGAUUCAUCAUCUAAAAGAAAGCACAAGAUCAUUAUUCCAAUGUUGGCAGUUUUGUCAUCUUUUGUCGCACUUUCAUCAAUCCUUGGAUUGUAUUUCUUGAUCAUUAAUGUUUUGCGAAGGAGGUGGAAAUCCAAUAAGUACACAGAUCCCUCCUACAUGGAGCUGAAAAAGAUUACAUAUAGUGAUGUGAGCAGAGCAACAAAUAACUUUUCUGCAGCCAACAUAGUCGGCUCUGGGCAUUUCGGGACAGUCUAUAGUGGUAGAUUAGAUGCAAAAGACACUAGGGUUGCAUUUAAGGUGUUCAAGCUUGAUCAAUGUGGUGCAUUGGAUAGCUUUAUGGCAGAGUGCAAAGCCUUGAAAAAUAUCCGUCACCGCAAUCUUGUCAAGGUGAUAACUGCAUGCUCAACUUAUGAUCCUAUGGGCAAUGAGUUCAAGGCUCUAGUAUUUGAAUAUAUGGCCAAUGGUAGCCUUCAAAGCCGACUUCAUAGAAAGUUUGACCGAUGCAGUGACUUGACUUUGGGAGCAAGGAUUAACAUAGCAGCCGAUAUUGCUUCUGCUCUAGAGUAUCUUCAUAACCAAUGCAUCCCACCAGUUGUUCACUGCGAUUUGAAGCCAAGCAAUGUACUUUUCAACAGUGAUGAUGUUGCAUGUGUCUGUGACUUUGGGCUAGCAAAGUCACUUCGUGCUUAUUCAUCUGGAGCUCAAAGUGAUUCAAAAAGCAUGGUUGGACCAAGGGGGUCAAUUGGGUACAUAGCUCCUGAGUAUGGCAUGGGCAGUAAAAUAUCAGCUGAGGGUGAUGUCUAUAGUUAUGGCAUUAUUCUUCUGGAAAUGCUAACAGGAAGAAACCCUACCGAUGAAAUGUUUACUGAUGGCUUCACACUCCGCAUGUAUGUUAAUGCAUCAGUUUCAAAUAUUAAAGACGUACUUGACCCCAGACUUACUCCAGAAAUCAUGGAGCAAUCUUCUAAUCAUACCCUGGGAACGCAUGAACACAAGACAAGUAUAAUGGAUGUCUGUGCUCUACAACUCCUUAAACUUGGCCUUCUAUGCUCUGAAGAAUCCCCAAAAGAUCGUCCAGUAAUACAUGAUAUAUAUAGCGAAGUAAUGUCAAUAAAAGAAGCAUUUUUUGCCAUGAGUUUUUGACGAACACAAGUGUAACGCUGAAGUAUGAAGCAUAGUAACGAAUUGGUGUCUACAGUAUGCCCAAUUUGCCUGCAGAAGUUUAUUCACUGGAGGAGUAAUGUACUCAUGUUUUUAGUGCUACAACACAAUAUAUGAACAACAUGUUAUUUCAACCGUUUCCGGAAAUAUAUAUGUCAUGUAAUAAAAUUCCCCGUAUAAUUCUUUGUACUACAGUUCAAUUGUGUGUUGCCGAACUGCUAAGAAUUUCUAGUAAAAGGUACACCUGGACUCCACACGAAUUAAGAAAAUAUCACAAAUUAUUGUGUUAUUUUUGUGAUUCAGGGGCAAACUUAGGGUUUUAGUAAGGAUUCAUCCCAUUCGGGCAAAAUCUGAAGAAUGGCUGAAAGACAUGUAUAUGGAAGGAGAUAGAGAGGAAAUGAAGUUUCAAUAUACACUGGAA